AUGCCACCUCGUGUUCAACAUAGAGACUCUGCUUCGGAAUCAGAAUCUAAGACGGGAACGACAUCUCGAGCCGCUAACAAGGCCAGAAAUGCUGUUGCUCAGGCUGCUCAACUCGAGCUUCUUUCGAAGCAUAUCCACUCAAAUGGUCCUAAGGAUAAACCCAAAGUCAACCCUUUGGAUUUUCUUAGUCUCGACAACGAGGCUCUCCAUAAAUACAAUCUCAAAUAUGGCAUGAAUUUGCCAAAGAUUCAAUCGGUGAAUGAGAACAUACUUCUGUCUGAGAUUGGAAAGAAAACUUACAGUGCCAUGAAGGCGGUGUCGCUGGGCCGUAUUUCGAAACCGGAGUUUGCUAGCCAUGUGCAUAAACAUUUCCUUGCAGCUCCUUGUCGUGAAAAUGAGAUAGUGGCCAACUUCAUGUACAAGGUCAAGAACGAAAACAAAGAUUUCAAAUUGACGUUGUGA
Molecule: messenger RNA, 462 nt
Organism: Sungouiella intermedia
Lineage: Eukaryota; Fungi; Ascomycota; Pichiomycetes; Serinales; Metschnikowiaceae
Source: the annotation of a GenBank genome assembly